Molecule: messenger RNA, 1566 nt
Organism: Mycotypha africana
Lineage: Eukaryota; Fungi; Mucoromycota; Mucoromycetes; Mucorales; Mycotyphaceae
Exons: 3
Coding region: 1-1566 (521 amino acids)
Biological process (GO): regulation of DNA-templated transcription; cellular response to starvation
Cellular component (GO): nucleus
Molecular function (GO): DNA-binding transcription factor activity, RNA polymerase II-specific; zinc ion binding; RNA polymerase II transcription regulatory region sequence-specific DNA binding
Source: RefSeq, a predicted model, not a curated record
AUGCAGCAAUUCACGCCUUAUUUCCCUACUACCGGUUAUGGUAACCAACAAGACCCUCAACAGCAGCAGCAACAACAACAACCAACACCACAACAGCAAGCUGCUCAACCUCAAGGUCAAGACCCUCAACAGCAACAACCACAGCAACAAACCCCUCAGCCUGGUCAAGCACAACCUCAACAACCUCUGUCCAUGAACGGUCCUAACCUUGCUAUUUACAGCCCUGCUGCUAUGCAACCCUUAUCAGUUUUAGCCACUCCACAUGUCAAACCAGAUCCUCAACAGCCACAACAACCUGCUAUGCCUGGCGCUCCAGGUGUUGAUUUGGGUGCUCAUGGUAAACCAAAGAGAAAGCAAGUUAAGAAUGCAUGUGUCAAUUGUCAAAAGGCUUGUAAGAAGUGUGAUGAAGGAAGACCUUGUCAAAGAUGUAUCAAGUAUGGAUUAAUGGAUACCUGUGUUAAUUCUGUUCGUAAAGAACGUAAGAAGGGCAUCAAGCGUGGGCCUUAUAAGAAGAGAAAUAAGAAUGUCAAUUCUGAAAGUGCUACCACUUCUGGUACAACCACACCAAAUGCUUUAGCUUCUCCUAUGGCCAAUGCUGCUAUGUACAGUCAGAACACCAAUGUGGAUGCCAACGCAAUGCCUAUCCAUUAUCAACCUUUUACUACUACACAAGCAUCCAACAAUCCUUAUGCCUAUGCUUAUAGUAAUCAAAUGAUGUCAGGUGCUUAUAUGGUUCCAGCCGCUAUUCAACAAAUGUAUCCCAGUAAUCCUCCUGUGAUGCCUUUCUCAGCUGCUAUGAACAUUAUCAAUCCUCAACAACAAGCACAACAACAACAACAGCAGCAGCAGCAGCAACAGCAGCCACAACAACAGGAUCAAUCUCCUGUUAUCAAUAAUGGAUAUAGACCACGAGAUCAGCAACAAUUGGGAGCUACUGCAUCGGCCGAUGGUAUGAAUCAAAAUAACGGUAGUGCAGUUGGUACCCCUGCUUCUACUGCCACUGGGGACAUGACUAAAGUUGAAGAUGAGGAUGAGGGGUCCAAGUUGAACUUGUUAUCUCAACUUUGCAGUGCUGUUUUGAAAGAUCGCAAUGAUCUUCCCAAGCAGGAAGAUUUGAACGGGGCUGCUGUUGGUAACAAUACUGCCCCGUCCACUGCUCCUAUGAUGGACAAUACAGCUGCUACGACGCUUAAUAGUUUGCCAGUAGAGAUCAAAACAGAAGAACCUCAUCAAAAUACACCACCUUCUAGCCAUCCUCAUUCACGCGAGCCUUCUCAGCAAGAUAAUACGAAUAGCAGCACCAACGCUAGUAACCUAGUUUUACCUGGUGGUGUUCCUUCCGCGCUCGAAUCAAACAACAAUAGCAACAAUAUGACCACUAACACUACAACUACUGCGACUACAAACAGUACAGUCAGUACUCCUUACGGUACACCUGGAUCUUCACCAGCCGAUUCUCCUUCUCUUAAUAAACCUCAGCAACAACAAAGCUGGAAUAUGGCCAAUGAUCAGGAGCAACAACAGCGACCUAUAACGCAAGAAAACACGACACAACAACAACAAUAA